CAACUUCAGCACAAUGCGGUCUCACAUGGUGGCAGCAGCAUGGCGACGAUACUACCACUGCCUGCUGCUCCUACUACUACACACACAAGCGUUCCUCGUUCCAACCAACGCGCUACCGGCAUCCACCAAUACGCUUGCGGCACAAAGUGUUGGUGGCGGCGGCGUCGGAGGCAUGAGCUCCAAUAGUAAUAGCAACAACAACAACAACAACAACAGUGGUAGCAAUGGAGCAGGUGGCAAUAGUAAUGUAAAUAGUAAUAGUAACAACAAUAACAUUGCCACUGGGAUACCCAAUGCAGGCAUAAAUAGCGGCACAAACGCUGCAAACAAUGUCAACGUCAGUGGGAGUGGCAGCAGCAGUUCUGCCAACAGCGCCAGCAGCAGCAGCAGCAGCAGCAGUGGUAGUGAUAUUGAUUUGCUCAAUAUAGGUGGCACAAAUGCGGGAGGCAUUGGCGGUGUGGCCGGCAGUAGCGCUAACAGCAGCAACAUUAUGGUAUUGCCAAGAGAGAAGUUGUACGAGAAGUGCACAGGGCCCGGCGAUCCAGGGCCUUGCAAGCAAUAUAUUUAUAAAUGGCGCUAUGAGCCGCUCUCCAACGAAUGCACCACCUUCAUUUGGGGUGGCUGUGAAGGUAAUCCGCAGAAUCGUUUCAACACAGAGGCCGAGUGUCUGUAUCAUUGCAUUGGUGGACCGCAUACGCUGCCACCUUUUUUGCGCUCGACUACCAGUGAGCCCAGCACGACUGAAUCAGCAAUACAGUUGCCCGCAAACACUGCAGGGCCGUUUUAUGGCGCUGAUAGCUCUGAUUCCAACCCUGUGCCAUUCGAGCAACGAGGCCCUGAGCUGACAUUUGCUGAAACGGGUCAGGAGAAAACAUUCGUCUUUGCCAAGAAUAACACAUUCAUCCAAAUGGACGGUGAUAUUAUACAAACAUUUCAAUUAAGACUUUGUCGUGAGAUCUCAUUUCAAUUUCGAACACGUCUACCGCAUGGUCUGCUCGUCUAUCACAACGUAAAAAAUCCGGAUCGUAUUAAUUUGGAUCCCUACGCAUUGUAUGUGAUUGUGGAGAAGGGUCAACUGAAGGUCGUGCAUGUUUUCGGAAAGCAUUCAACAAGUGUAACCGUAGGCGAAGGACUCAAUCGUGAUGAAUGGCAUAGUGUAAUGGUACGCAUCGAUGUCCAUGGCGCAAGAUUGAUUGCACGCGUUGACAACAGUCAAGAGGAAGUUUACUUGAAGGGCUUGAAUCAUGACACCAACUAUGGAGUGUCAACGAAUCUGCCAUCGGUGGUGCUGGUCGGAGGUCUUUCAUCGGAGGAGAAACUGCAUGGCGUCAAGUAUAUCAUCGAAUCAUUUGUUGGUUGUAUUCGUAAUGUUGUUUUGAGUUCGGGCAAAGCGGCAUCCGAUUUGUUACCCAUUACACCACUGGUAGCCACCAAACAUGAGAACGUCAACGAAGGUUGCGCCGACAAAUGCUAUUCCAGACACAAUUUGUGUUUUGUGGGAUCCCGUUGCAUUAAUCACUACUAUGACAUUUCAUGCGAUUGCUUUGGCAGCUACUAUGAGGGCGAGCAUUGCGAUAUUUACACUGCCACCAUAAUAACACUACGCGGCUCCAGCUAUGUUUCCUAUCGCAUCUAUGACUGGAAGGAUCGCGUACAUUCCUCCAAUACCCGCAUUAGUCUCAUGUUUCGCACACAAUUCGAUGAUUCAGCACUCUUCUAUGCGAGCGGUGAAUCACUCAAGCAUCAGUACAUUGCCGCUUCGAUAAAAAAUCAAUCAAUUCAUGUGGAAAUGGAUUUUGGCGAUAACGUUAUGUCGACAGUGCUCACCGACGAGUUGACGCGCAGUAAUUGGCAUAAUUUAACCAUUCACCAUGAACGACGCACCGUGCGCAUCAUACUUGAUCAGCAAAUGAAAAUAUUGGAAAUACCUGCUACGUCAAGCGGCAAUUUGCUAUUUGAUCCGGAAAUUUAUUUCGGUGGCGGUCCGGAUUUGCACAAAAAGAAGGGCUUACAUUCGCAGAAUAAUUUUGUUGGCAGUCUUAAAUAUGUCUACUAUAAUGAUGUGUCGAUUUUAUAUGAAUUGCAUAAAAGUAAUCCGAAGGUACACUAUCACGGUGUCCUCGAAGCCGAAUUUCAAGAGAACGAAGUCAACGUCAUACCCAUAACGUACCCUUUUGCGACAUCUCACAUUUGGUGGCCCAUAAAUCACGCCGAAGAAUUUAAUAUUAAAUUCGAUUUCCGGAGUAGUCGUACAGCAGCAGUGUUGGCAUACAGUGAUGUGACAACAGCAUCCGGAAAUGGAUAUUGGGAGAUACGCCUCGCUUCGGACAAGCUGAGUUUUGAUCUAGUACCCGAUUUGGGCAGCAAUCUCACACAUUCAACGGCCAUCAAAAUCAAUAGAGCCACCUCCUGGCAUUCCGUCGAACUGGACUACAAAGCGGGCGAAAUCACAUUCACCGUUGACUAUCAUCUGACGCAGAGUCAAAUGUUCGGUUUGACUUUCAAUAUCGGCGAUAAAUUGAUUAUUGGCAGCAGUCUCAAGUCGGCCGCUUCUGGUCUUGUCGGCUGUAUACGCGACAUCGAGAUCAAUGGGCAUUUGAUUGAGCCACGGCAUGUCGUGAAAACGGAACGUGUGGUGGGCGAGGUUGCGCUGGAUAACUGUAAUUAUAUAGAUCCCUGCAAGCGGCCGAACACCUGCGAGCAUGGCGGUAAAUGCUUCGUGAAAGACGAUCGUGUCACAUGCGAUUGCAAACAGACUGGAUAUAUCGGCAAGAAUUGUCACUUCACCAAGUAUCGCAAGACGUGCGAAGAGCUGGCGCUGCUGGGCUACACCAAAUCGGAUGUGUAUCUUAUCGAUAUUGAUGGCAAUGGCGUAUUUCCGCCAGCGCAUGUAAAGUGUGAUUUUCAGAGCUUGGAGAAUGCUACCAAAACGAUUGUGGAACAUAAUUUACCCAGUCAAGUGGAUGUGCGUUCUGCGCGUGACAAUGACUUCAGCUUCAAUAUACGUUACCGUGAAUUUUCACCAGACAUGCUGCAGGAGCUGAUCUCACAUUCUUUGUACUGUACGCAAUAUAUCAAGUACGAUUGCUACAAGGCACAGCUGGAGCUGCACUCGGCCACUUGGUUUACUUCGUCGGCAAAGAAUUUAACCGUAGAUUUUUUGGGCAACGCAAAACGUGGCGCGUGUCCUUGCUCCAUCAACAAAACAUGUGUGGACCCAAAUCAAUCAUGCAACUGUGAUGUGAAAGAAAACAAAUGGUAUUCGGAUGAAGGCUACUACAAUGAACCGCACAGUCUGGGCAUAACGAAUAUGUAUUUUCUACAACAAAAGGAUUUGGAAGAAGAUUCACAGGGACGCAUAACGCUCGGACCAUUGGAGUGUGUCGAAACGAACACACAAAAGUAUGUCGUCACCUUCACUACAUCACAAUCGUACAUCGAAGUGCCGGGCUGGCGCAAAGGUGAUAUUGCCUUCUCCUUCCGCACCACCGGCGAAAAGGCCAUUCUACUCUUCCAACCGCCCAUCCGCCCGAAUCAUCCAUCGUUCAUGGUCGCACUUACCGGCGACUAUCAGUUGACAUUCAACUUUACCCUCAGCACUGGCACUACACGAGAAUUGGUAAUUAACUCGCAUCGCAAGUUGAAUGGCGGCGAAUGGCAUAAAAUUUGGAUUGACUACAAUGAGUAUCACGUACGUUUCAUGAUAAAUACAGACUAUCAAAUGGUUGAUCUCUUGCCCGAGGAGGAAUUCGGACCAUUCGAGGGCAGCAUGUACAUUGGCGGAGCAACGGCGUAAGUAGAGAAUAUCAAAAA
Rhagoletis pomonella (apple maggot) is the source of this 3813-nucleotide messenger RNA. RefSeq names its product contactin-associated protein-like 5. The transcript has 10 exons. Bases 14 to 3796 code for a protein of 1260 amino acids. The record is from RefSeq and is a predicted model, not a curated record. Gene Ontology annotation, molecular function: serine-type endopeptidase inhibitor activity. NCBI's taxonomy places the organism in Eukaryota, Metazoa, Arthropoda, Insecta, Diptera, Tephritidae.